GGGAGCGCGUCGGCGGGCGGUGCCGCUGGGCCCUGCUCGGCCCCUCGGCGUGGACGCCGGUAGAAGAAUACAUGUUCACCUUCAGUGAACAAGAGCAUGUUCCCAAACUCAAUUUUGGGUCCUCCCUUCACUCCAAACCACCAACAGCAUAAUAACUUCUUUGCUCUUGCAAUAUAUUAAGUAUGUAUUGUGUCAUUAUUGAAUUCAGCAUUUGAGAAAUAUUAUUAAACUCUCUUUUCUAGAGCUUGUGACCUUACAGCCCCUGACAUAUGGAACUGUCAUCCAAUACAGACCUCGACAUCCCCAUUAUUUCGAGGAAGGAAAAUAAUGUCCGAGGAGCAGUCUUUCCCUCUUGAUGGUAAACGGCAGCGCUUCAUUCGCCCACCAAGAGCCAACUAUAAUUACCAGAUAGUGCCUUUAUCAGGACGAAGAUACUCCAUGCCACCAUUGUACACACACUAUGUACCAGAUGUAGUACGAUGUGUUCCACCUCUUCGAAGAAUCACUGUUGAACCUAGAGAAAUCACACUGCCUGAGGCCAAAGAUAAGUUGAGUCAGCAGAUACUAGUUUUUGAAACUUGUCAGCAGCAAGCAAGUGACUUGAAGAAGAAAGAACUCUGUAGAGCACAGCUGCAGAGAGAGAUCCAGCUGCUGUUCCACGUACAAAGCAGACUUUUUUUGGUUGGAUCAUCUUUAAAUGGAUUUGGUGCCCGGAGCAGUGAUGGCGAUUUAUGCUUAGUUGUUAAAGAGGAACCAGUAAAUCAGAAGACUGAAGCACGCCAUAUACUCACCUUAGUCCAUAAACACUUCUGUACUAGACUUUCUGGCUACAUUGAGAGACCUCAGCUGAUUCGUGCAAAAGUGCCAAUUGUGAAGUUCAGGGAUAAAGUCAGUUGUGUGGAAUUUGACUUAAAUGUAAACAAUACCGUUGGAAUUAGAAACACAUUCCUUCUCAGAACUUAUGCCUACCUGGAAAAUCGAGUUCGUCCGUUAGUGCUGGUGAUUAAGAAGUGGGCAAGUCACCAUGAUAUAAACGAUGCCAGUCGCGGUACUUUAAGCAGCUACAGUCUUGUACUGAUGGUUUUGCACUACUUAACAACCCUACCUGAACCCAUCCUUCCAUCCCUCCAAAAAAUUUACCCAGAGUCUUUUAGUACUUCUGUACAGCUGCACCUUGUACAUCAUACUCCAUGUAAUGUUCCUCCUUACCUCUCAAAGAAUGAAUCAAGUCGGGACCUCUUACUGGGCUUUCUUAAAUAUUAUGCUACAGAAUUUGAUUGGAACACGCAGAUGAUCUCAGUUCGUGAAGCCAAAGCCAUCCCGAGGCCUGAAGACAUUGAAUGGAGAAAUAAAUACAUCUGUGUUGAAGAACCUUUUGAUGGAACUAAUACCGCCAGAGCUGUGCAUGAAAAGCAGAAAUUUGAUAUGAUCAAGGAUCAGUUUUUAAAGUCCUGGCAGAGAUUGAAAAACAGAAGAGAUCUGAACAGUGUUCUGCCUUUGAGAGCUGCUACCCUGAAGAGAUAG
This is a messenger RNA of Peromyscus leucopus (white-footed mouse), 1524 nucleotides long. Its product is annotated as poly(A) RNA polymerase GLD2. Gene Ontology annotation, molecular function: poly(A) RNA polymerase activity. NCBI's taxonomy places the organism in Eukaryota, Metazoa, Chordata, Mammalia, Rodentia, Cricetidae. Gene Ontology annotation, cellular component: cytosol. The record is from RefSeq and is a predicted model, not a curated record.